Messenger RNA from Danio aesculapii, 469 nucleotides. RefSeq lists its product as uncharacterized. The record is from RefSeq and is a predicted model, not a curated record. The transcript is spliced from 3 exons. The coding region runs from base 29 to 469 and encodes 146 amino acids. NCBI's taxonomy places the organism in Eukaryota, Metazoa, Chordata, Actinopteri, Cypriniformes, Danionidae. Gene Ontology annotation, cellular component: membrane.
CAAUACGAAGUAAGUCACAAUCAGAAGAAUGGAUCACAGGCAGAAUCAACCCGAGACUGUUGUGAUGUUGCCGCCUCAGCAUCCAUCCUAUCCAGGCCAGACGGUCACACAGGGUCCCUAUGCUCAAGGGCAACAUCCAGGACAACUGAUUGUCUCUGUACAACCUACAUUGUUUCCAGAAUACCUGCGUUGUUCCAUCUUUACCAUGAUUUGCUGCUGCAGUCCCCUGGGCAUGGCAGCGGUGGUAUUUUCCAUCCUUACUCGGUAUGCAAACUAUGCAGGACAGAAGGAACUAGCAGAGAAGAACUCCAAAACAGCAAGGUGCUUUCACACUAGCCCUUUUGGUCUGCACCUGUGUUUGUUUGACGUCAAAGCUAGUAUGAACGUGUUCUCUGAACUCGGGUGCACACCCGUGAACCAUACCCGAGUCCGCCUGAAAGAGGUGGUCUGGGGUACGGUUCACUUCUAG